UUUAAAAAAAUUAUUUAACUGCUGAUCGUCUCAAACCCGGUCAGAAGUUGUAAAUUAACUUGUUUCGGUCAUAUUACUAUUAAAGAUAUAACCAAUUAUAGACACUUUAAAACAAGUGUUAAAAACGUUUUAAAAACCGUGAAAAACUAUUUGAUUUGAUAUUAAAUGGGACAGUUUGUGAACUUCUGAUAAACUUUUAAAUAUACAAUAUCAUGCCGAGAUCUUUCCUUGUGAAAAAGAGAGAAUUAGAUGUAGGAAAUCCGUCACUACCAGAAAUGAAUUUUCAAUCUUCUAUUAAAGUGGAAAGAGACACAAAAAGACAUGUUGUUGAUUUUAAGGACUUGCCCUCGCAGUUAGAAAAAGAUGCUGAUAGGAACAGAAUUCUGAUGGAAACGAAAGUGGAGCUGGACGUCAACUGUAAUCAACUAUGCAAGGAAGAUUGUAUGAACGUACUACAGACUCCAAUUAAUUUAAGCAGACGGGGAAAUGUGAAGACAGAUGGAUCAAUCGACGAUAUGUGUCAACGAUCCUCAGAAGUUGUAGCUCCUGUUUACAAAGAAUCAGAUAGAGGCUUCCUCAGAAGUCCGAAUGGAAGUCCGUCAAAUACCUCGAAAAUCAGUGAAGUGUAUCCAUGGCAAAAUGCAGUAUUCCCUGGAUAUCAUCCACAGUAUUCACCCUUUCUACCCCUAGGUUUGAGAUUCCAUGGGUUUCCACCUGGACUUCCGUUUCAUAACAUGCAGGAAAACUUACCAUUUAAGUCUUUUCCGGAUCCCGUCUCAUCUUUUAAUCCAAUGAUGAACGGGUUUAUACCGCGGACACCAUUCAUGCAUAAUGGACCAUUCCCUAUACAGUCUGUCAGAGAAAAGUUAUUAAAAACAGAAAAUAAAGACAUAGACUCAAGUAUUGCGGGGAAAUUAAUGGAUUCAGCAUUCGAUCCGGUCAUCGCAAAAUAUACAUCUCCAUUAGAAAGCAAAACUAUUGAGUUGGACCUGUCCUUUAAGAGAAAGAACAGGGAAGGAGAGCCAACACGGUACCAGUGUGAUGGGUGCAAUAAAAGUUACUCAACUUUCAGUGGCUUAUCAAAACAUAAACAGUUCCAUUGUACUAGUCAAGUUAAAAAGGAAUUUUCUUGUAAAUAUUGCGACAAGACUUACGUAUCGCUAGGAGCCCUAAAAAUGCACAUAAGAACACAUACACUACCAUGUAAAUGUAAGCUUUGUGGAAAAGCUUUCUCCCGACCUUGGUUGCUUCAAGGUCACAUUCGGACUCACACGGGAGAGAAACCAUUCCGAUGUGACCAUUGUGGUCGAGCGUUCGCCGACAGGUCAAAUCUGCGCGCACAUUUACAAACACAUUCAGACAUUAAGAAAUACAGCUGUAAGUCAUGUAGUAAGACGUUUUCUCGAAUGUCUCUAUUGUUGAAACACGAAGAUGGGUGUUGUUCAUUGAUGCAACAUUGAAAAGUAUUCAUGUGCCAAAAAAAAUAGUCCCGGUUUUCAGAAAUUUUGAAACAUGACGUAGUGCUGUUCUUUUGUUUAAUAUAUAGAACACAAGUUAUUUAUUUAUUUGAUGAAAAUUAAAAAAAUAAAACAUA
Molecule: messenger RNA, 1594 nt
Organism: Mytilus californianus (California mussel)
Lineage: Eukaryota; Metazoa; Mollusca; Bivalvia; Mytilida; Mytilidae
Product: protein escargot-like
Exons: 2
Coding region: 213-1460 (415 amino acids)
Biological process (GO): regulation of DNA-templated transcription
Molecular function (GO): RNA polymerase II cis-regulatory region sequence-specific DNA binding; DNA-binding transcription factor activity, RNA polymerase II-specific
Source: RefSeq, a predicted model, not a curated record